UUUCUGGGAUAAACAACAUCUGGAGAAGUCAAAGCUUUAGAGCCCAUGCAAUGAGUACAACUGAAGGAAGUGUUAUGUCACCGAAAGGGUUGAUGGACACGGCGGAUGAACCUGAUCAUCUUCUAGUCCUUGUUCAUGGCAUCUUAGCAAGCCCAAGUGACUGGACGUACGUACAAGCAGAGUUGCGGAGGCGGUUGGGAAGAAACUUUUUGAUAUAUGCAAGUUCAUGUAAUACGUUCACUAAAACCUUCUCUGGGAUUGAUGGAGCUGGAAAACGACUAGCAGAUGAAGUUAGGCUGGUUGUAAAGAAGAGAGAAAGCCUGAAGAAGAUAUCGUUUUUAGCUCAUUCUCUUGGUGGAUUGAUUGCAAGAUAUGCACUUGCCCUGCUUUAUUCAUCAAACAACUGUAAUGAGAAGUCCGAUGAUGCUGUCACUUCAACUAGUGCAUACCUCAAACCAGUAGGCUCCUUAAAUGUAGGUUUGAUUGCUGGCCUGGAGCCAAUCAAUUUUAUCACCUUGGCAACACCACAUCUUGGUGUGAGAGGGAAAAAUCAGCUUCCUUUUCUCUUGGGGCUGCCGAUCUUGGAGAAACUUGUAGCACCUAUAGCUCCUAUUUUUAUUGGUCAAACUGGUAGGCAGCUCUUCCUUACAGAUGGCAAACCUACUAAACCACCUCUUCUGCUAAGGAUGGCAUCAGACUGUGACGAUGGAAAAUUUAUAUCAGCGCUUGGUGCUUUUAAAUGGCGUGUUCUUUAUGCUAACGUCUCUUAUGAUCACAUGGUUGGUUGGCGUACAUCAUCUAUAAGAAGGGAGACAGAACUCGUCAAGCCUCCCUGGCGAUCUUUGGAUGGCUACAAACAUGUAGUAGAUGUGGAAUUUUGUCCUCCAGCUUCAUAUGAAGGACCUCAUUACCCCCUUGAGGCAGCCAAAGCGAAGGAGGCAGCUCAAAAUGCACCAAGCACACAGAGGUCAUUAGAAUACCAUGAAAGUAUGGAAGAGGAAAUGAUACGUGGCUUGCAACAGUUGGGGUGGAAGAAAAUUGAUGUCAGCUUUCACUCGGCGUUCUGGCCCUUUUUCGCUCAUAACAAUAUCCAUGUGAAGAAUGAAUUUUUUCACAAUGCUGGAGCAGGAGUAAUUGCUCAUGUCGCAGACCACAUAAAGCAACAAGAGAAGCAACCCGGAUCGUCGUCCUCCUUGAUUACUCCUAGCUUGUAACUCAUAUAGUUGUACAGGAAGCAAUUCAGCGUAUAUAAUAAUGAAAUGACAUUAAAGCGCUAAAGGCUUGAUUCUUUUUCCAUUUACUUUGUUCGGAUACUAUUAUUGAUUGCAAAUGUAUAAUUUUCCCAAAUUGCUGGUUUACUUGGUGAGAGUGCUGAGUUCAACAGUUGCGAAGCUAGGUUUUUCGCUAAGGAUAUUCAAGAUACAUGUAUUAUGUAUAUCAAUACAAUUCAAUAGGAAGACUCUUGAAGUAGGUGUUA
This is a messenger RNA of Lycium ferocissimum, 1477 nucleotides long. Its product is annotated as lipid droplet phospholipase 1-like. The coding region runs from base 51 to 1214 and encodes 387 amino acids. The transcript is spliced from 11 exons. Lineage: Eukaryota; Viridiplantae; Streptophyta; Magnoliopsida; Solanales; Solanaceae. The record is from RefSeq and is a predicted model, not a curated record.